Lotus japonicus is the source of this 4197-nucleotide messenger RNA. RefSeq names its product F-box/LRR-repeat protein At4g14103-like. The record is from RefSeq and is a predicted model, not a curated record. The coding region runs from base 1703 to 2758 and encodes 351 amino acids. Gene Ontology annotation, molecular function: protein binding. The transcript has 8 exons. NCBI's taxonomy places the organism in Eukaryota, Viridiplantae, Streptophyta, Magnoliopsida, Fabales, Fabaceae.
UACUUGAUUUCCAUUUAAGUUGUUUUGUUUCUUGUGGCUGUCCAUGGGAAAAGGCAGAGACUAAUGUGAACAAUACAGUAAAGCAGAAUAUUUACAUGAUGGAAUAUAGAAGCCCAGGGCUUCAUCUUUAGUUCCUUGCUGAAGCGCACAGCAUAAUGUUACUAUUUGUUUCGAAUUGUCUGAGAUAUAGCCUAUCAUUAUGAGAUAAGGGACUAGGAAAAAAAAGUGUUUUGCUAACUUAACUGAGAUAUGUGCCUUAAGAUUUGGCAAAGCUAGCAAAAAUCUUAUUCGGAAUGAGAUAUGUGCCUGGAACUGGGAGGUCUGCAAUAUUAUUCUUACUGAUAGAGUCUCCAUUUUCAAAGAAAAAUUCUAACAUACAGAUUGAACAACCUGCUAGGGGUAUCCUCAAAUGCUAAUAAAUCCUUAUGCACAAAUCAUGUACCAUGCCAUUUGUAUGCAUGCUUUAGGGGUGGGCAGUAAACCGAUAUCGAACCCAAACUAUCCAUUCAAUGAGGGAAACACGUGAGUUAGAUAGAACUUAGAAGGUUAGUGUUGUGGUGUUGCCUUUGGUGAACUAUCACUUAAGUCACUGGUAAAAGACACCUUUGGACCGUAGGAUUAUAACUAUGGCAGAUCUCAAUCAGUCAAUCUCAGUGAUGCAUCUGUCUAGUGUAAUGGCUUAGUACUCAAUGCCUUCUGCUCUGUCAAUCUUCUCUUCUCUUUAUACAAUAAAAAUAUUAAAUUUGUAUCACUGAGGGUUGAAGACUAUUUAUGUGGUUAGGCAUAUUGAAUUGGCCUUUUUUUUUCCUUCCUGAUAUUUGGAAUUUGCCUUGCAUCUAGUUUAUCUCUUUUCCAUGUCUGAAGUGCUGAGAUAAAUUGAAUCUAGUUUAUCUCUUUUCCAUGUCUGAAGUGCUGCUGGUCUCUAUUCUCUCCUCAUUCUUUCUGCUCUUGGAGAUGUUCUAUAUGCGAGCAGUCAACAAAUAAAAAACCAUGCUUUUCGUAUCAAGGAAUUUGGAUCACAUUAAAGCCAAGGGAGCUUGUUCCAAUCUCGUCCUUUUCAGUAAUUGCCUAUGUUGGCAAGUAUUGAGGCGUUCCAUUAUUGCAUAAAAAUGUGACAAGGAGGACACCAAUCUCUUAAAUGAAUAAGCUUUCCAAAAUAACCUCCAUUGUGGCACCUCCCUUUGCAGAUAACUUCUAACCAAUAUGUCUUUCAUUUUUCUUAGUAUAAAAAAAUGAAAGAAUUAGAUAGUAGAUUUAAAUUACGACCUCCAUAUAGCUCCUCCCUCAAGCAUUUUAGUAUUAAAAUCUGAGUGAAGAACGAAUUAUAUAGCAACUUACGAUUAAAAGUUGAGAGAAGAUUAGUAACUGGCCAAAACCCAUUAGAUAGUAGAUGAUCUUAGCUAGUAAAAAAUUCCAUUGGAUAAAAAACAUAUAAAAGUAGUACACAAUAGCUAGUCAAAACCCACUAAAUAGAAGACAAAUAUAAGAGUAGAUAUUCCCAAGAACUAGUACAAGAUAAAGACAUUUAUAACAGUACAGGGGCUAGGUACUAUUACCUUAAAAUGCUUUCACAUAGUUGUCACGCUUGCUUGUAAUCGCAUGGCAAUGGAAGGUCUGGUUUAUAUUUUCAGUACCUGAUCCUCUCUUCUCUAGCAACACAAUCUGCUGAAGUCACCACUCAAUUGCCAAGGAAGUUAUCUGAAUGUCUAAUUCAACGGAUGAGAUGUUGAUUUUGUUUAAUUCAACGAAGAGAGGAAGGAAGAGUGAAAGUGAAGAUGAAGAGAACAAAGACAGGCUUAAUGACAUACCUGAUUCCAUUCUCCUUCACAUUCUGUCAUUUCUGAAAGCCAAGUACGCAGUUCGAACUUGCAUUUUAUCCACAAGAUGGAAGGAUCUUUGGAAACUCCUUCCAACACUUGUUUUACAUGAACAAGACUUUUCGUCCGAUUUCGUGUAUUGGCUUUUGACUCUUUGCGAUGGCUCAGUCGCGCUGCACGGUCUAGAUGUUAAACAUCUUGGAUUCAUUCAUCAUUACCGCCUUGAAAGAAUUGUAAAGUAUGCUGUUUCGCGCAAUGUCCAGCGAUUAGGAUUGACUGUCACAUGUGACAAUGAACACGUUCUGCAAUGCAUCUUUUCAUGUCAGACUUUGACUUCUCUUAAGCUCACAGUUUACGCUAAAUCAAGCUUUUCUGAGAACACGUUAUUUCCAACAUCUCUUAAUUUGCCAUUAUUAACUAGCUUGCAUCUAGGGCAUUUUUCCUUCAGUGCAAAUGGCAAUGACCGGGCAGAGCCCUUUUCGUCCUUAAAUAGGUUGAAUAGUUUGAUCAUUCAAAAUUGUACCCUGAGUGAUGCACAUAUACUCUACAUAUCAAGUGCAACACUGACCAAUUUGACUGUGCAUAACCAUACUCGGGACUCGUACUCGAUCGAACUAUCUUCUCCAAAUCUGAGUGCCUUUACAUUUAUGGGCGUUCCUUCACAGCAACUCAGUGGGAGCAAUCUUUCUUCCCUUGAACAAGUGAAUAUUGAUGCAGAAAUUCGGACUGUUGAAGACGCAAAUAUUGAUUUAGAAACAAGCUUAAAUUACCCCAUGUGUCCUUUUAUUCUACUGAGCUGGCUGGUAGAGCUUGCCAAUAUAAAAUCAUUGACCAUAUCUGCAAGUACUCUUCAGGUUCUCUUCCUAAUUCCUCAUUUGUUGGAACUUAAACUCAAUUCCUUGAGUAGCUUGAAGUCAUUGAAAGUAAAACAGAUUAUCUGAAGUGCUGAGAUAAAUUGAAUCUAGUUUAUCUUUCUCCAUAUCUGAAGUGCUGGUCUCUAUUCUCUUCUCAUUCUUUCUGCACUUGGAGAUGUUAUAUCCGCUUUAGCAGUCAACAAAAAAAAAAGACCAAGCUUGUGUAUCGAGGAAUUUGGAUCACAGGAAAGCCAGUGAGCUUGGUCCAUUCUCAUCCUUUUCACUAAUUGCAUAUGUAGGCAAGUAUUUGUGGUGUUCUACUACUGCAUAAAAAUGUGACAAGGAGGACACCGAUGACUGUUUGGUGGUCUGAAUUCAGAACCCAACACAUCUUGGCCUAAAAUGAAUAAGCUUCCCCACUGGUCCAGUGAAUUCAGAUUCAAGGGCAUUCACCUUGUACUUGAAGGGAUUUAACUCCUCUAAAGUAAGAUUAUCUUUGGGACAGGGAGGGCUACUGCCCUUCCAAAUUUUUGGUAGCAAGAAUUUGCAUUGCCAGGCAGUGAAAUUGCAAGUACAGACAAUUGGCAGGUACCACAAGAAGCCAUAAAGGUUGUUACAUCAUACGCAACUAAACCAGCACAAUCCAGGGAAACCUCCUCAAUCCAAAUACAGUUGGAAUACUUUUAGGACCUGAUCCUCUCUUCUCUCAUAUAUAGCAACACAAUGGGCUGAAGUCACUGUUCAAUUGCCAGCAACUCAGUGGGAGCAAUCUUUCUUCCCUUGAACAAGUGAAUAUUGAUGCAGAAAUUCGGUCUGUUGAUGAAGCAAAUGUUGAUUUAGAAACAAGCUUAAAUUACCCCACAUGUCCUUUGAUUUUACUGAGCUGGCUGGUAGAGCUUACCAAUAUAAAAUCAUUGACAGUAUCUGCAAGAACUCUUCAGGUUCUCUUCCUAAUUCCUCAUUUAUUGGAACUCAAGCUCACUUCCUUGAGUAGCUUGAAGUCAUUGAAAGUAAAACAGGUACCACUUUCACCAAGCUUUAUCUCAAUACUGAGAACAGCCAAGUUACGGAGAGCAACAACCAAGACACGGAAAGCAAUUGCCAAGUUAAAGAGAGCAAUUAAGGAAGAAAUGUCUACAUCGAUACCUGAUGGAGUAGUGGACUUUUUACUUCAAAACUCGCCGUCCGCUAAGGUUGACAUCAUAGAUUGCACACGUUGAGAGAUUACUAUAUCCUUGGGUGCAGAAACAAAUUGUAUAUCUUAACUAACAUGGUUAUAUCCAAUCUCGGCUAAAGUGGAUACUCUAUAGCAAGGAUGGGGAAAUGCAUGUCGUUUCUUAUAUGAAAUGAAAGAAAGUUAAUUGGUGGUUUGUGGAAAGAUCUUUAUUUUGAGGUAAUUGAAGGUUAGAUGGGAAGAAUGGAAGUUGUAAAGAACUAAUUUAUCGGCACUUAUUUUUGUUAUGAUGUUUGUGAAUUUUGGAUCUCAUUUUCAUAUAUUCGAGUUUGCAUUAGCGUUUGUUUUUCUA